AUGGACCGUGCUUUGUUGGACACGCUUAUUGAGCAUCACGAGAAGGGUGAUCGUGCCCAAAAUGGAUGGAAAGCACAUGUGUACCGUAAUGCUAUCAAGAAUGUUCGUGAGAAGUGUGGGGUGGAUGUGACAAAGGAGAAAAUCGUAUCAAGGUGCAAAACUUUUGACAAGCACUACGAGAUUGUUAGUAAAAUUCUUGCUCGGAGUGGGUUUGGAUGGGAUUGGGAAAAGAAUGUUUUAUUGCUUCAUAGUGAUGAAGUGUGGGACAGAUAUGUGGAGGCUAACGAAAAAGCAGCUAUAUACAAAAACAAGGUCAUCCACAAUUGGAAUGAGAUCUGUACAAUUUACUCAAAGGACCAUGCCAACGGUCAUGGUGCUAGGACAGGUGCUGAGACCGCGAAUGACACUGAGACGGAGGUGGUAGCACCAGAUCAAGAAACCAAUAAUAUCUCUCCUGAUUUACCUGGUCCAACACCAAAGAGGCCACGUACAGGUGAAGCAAUUUUGUGCAUGCUAGGAGAUAUGAGGACGUCUUUCACUGAAGCAAUCAAGUCUACCGAGCCAUUACCAAUGCCCGAGGUUACUCCUCCUUCUACGAUACUUGCUGCACUAGAAGACAUACCUGACUUCUCUAAAACAGACAAGCUGAGAGCUUAUGGGAAGCUAGUCCGUACUGAGCGUUUAUUCCAGGCACUUAUGGAGCUUCCCCUGGAGUAUAGGAAGGAAUGGCUGCAGAUGCUCGACUGAUUCGUAUCACAUGCAUUUUCUAUCGUAAGAACUUAAUAUUGCGUAUGAGACUAUGUAUUGUGUAUGCCUGGGACUUGGUGUU
Molecule: messenger RNA, 829 nt
Organism: Lolium perenne
Lineage: Eukaryota; Viridiplantae; Streptophyta; Magnoliopsida; Poales; Poaceae
Source: RefSeq, a predicted model, not a curated record